UGUAUUCACUGCACUUUAAAAAUGUACACUAAAAGUUAUCUAUAUGUACAUUUUGACAAAGAUAAAGAAAGUUUAAUCACCAGUAACACGCAUUAAGAUUAACGCGUCGAACUUAACUAACUAAAGAACUUAAUUUCCGAACAAAAAAGAAUCUUACUUCCGCUAGAACUUUAUUGGUUGUUUUUUUCCGUGGUAAUAUUUAAAAGGUUACUAUAUAUAGUUGUAUCCCAAUCGUAAUAUGAUUUCGUUAAAUGCCUUUUUAUGUGCUACUUUAGUAUUAAUUUUUUACUAUAUAAGCUAACUAAAUCAAAAUAUGAUUAAAAAUAAAAGAAAGGAAAAUAUAAGAAAAAUUUGUAAGUGUAGUACUUCGUUCUAUUAAAAAAAGUAUAGAUAACAUUCUUUAAAGUGCACAAUAUACAGACAUCUGGAUCUGAUUGUGAAAAUAUAUAUAAAUACAUAUAUAUGUAUACAUAUGUUUUGCUCAUUACGAAACCAAUAUAAAAAUGACAAGUGAACCUGUUAAACCCUUAAUUUGGAAUUGUGAACGAGUCUUAGGGACCGGAGGUUUUGGUAUUGUAAAAUUAUGGGUUCAGAAAGAAACUGGUCGAAAACUAGCAAUAAAACAAUGCAAAUGGGACGAUACACAAUUAACAGCAAUACAGAAAACUCGAUGGGCCAGAGAAGUUGAAAUAAUGAAACGUCUAAUACAUCCUAAUAUUGUAAAAACAAUGCAUGUUCCAUUUAAACUAGAUGAAGAUAAAAACAUGCCUGCAUUAUGUAUGGAGUAUUGUACAAUGGGUGACCUUAGAAAAGUCCUGAAUAAAGGAGAAAAUUGCUGCGGUAUUAAAGAAAUGGAUACAUUAAAAAUAAUAAGCGACAUUUUAUCUGCUGUAAAGUAUUUACACUUGCAUAAUAUUACUCAUCGUGAUUUGAAACCAGAAAAUGUAGUUUUACAAGCUGUAAAUAACACAGUUUUAUAUAAAUUAAUAGACUUGGGAUAUGCUAAAGAAAUUGGAGAAGCCAGUAUAUCUGCGUCUAUAGUAGGCACAUUGAAUUAUGUAGCACCAGAACUUCUUUGUAAUGAAAGAUACAGUUGUUCUGUUGAUUAUUGGAGCUUAGGAAUACUUUUUUAUGAAAUAAUAACUGGAAAAAGGCCAUUUUUACCUAGUAUGCCGCAUACAGUGGAGUGGAUGCAAAUUAUUAAAAAUAAAUCCAUUGAUGAUAUAUGUGCUUAUGAAUGCGAUGGAAAAGUAUUAUUUAGACAAGAUAUAGAGGAUCCAAUAGAUCUAUCCAGUUAUAUCAGGUCUUCUAUGGUAAAAUGGUUUAAAAUUGUCCUUCAAUGGGAUCCUAAGAAACGGGGUAAACAAUUAGAUGUAAACGGGAUACCUCAAUUAGAAGUCUUUAAAUUACUUGAACCAGUUCUAUCGCAGAAGAUUUUAUAUGUGUAUUCUAUGUACUUAUAUAAAAUUUUUACAUAUAUAAUUGAUAACAACACCACUCUUUCAAAAUUGCAAUUAAUUAUAGAAAAAGAUGUAAAUAUUUCAAUUAAUCAACAAAUAUUAACUGAUUAUUAUGGGAAUAUCCUCUGCGAUGACGUACCAGUUCUUGCACAAAUUGACAAUUCAAUGUUAUUUGUUCUGCAAACUGAAAAUAUAUUAAUAAACGAUAUACCUGCACUAAAUAUACCUUUCCUAGCACAAAAAAUGAUAGAGCAAUCAAAAAGUAAGCUAGGUUUUGAAGUAAUAAAUGAUUAUUAUCGUGUGACCAUAUUCAUGAUGAAGCAGGAAUUGCAACUUUUCAAGUUAUAUAUUUUUUCUUUGUCUAUAGAAAUAGACAUAAUAAAUGCUAGACUUGUUAAGUUUGAAACAUGCAUAAAAAAUACAUUACAAAGUACAAAUUUAUUAGCUACAGAAGUGAAUUCUUUUCAAACUCUUCAUAUCGAUCAAAAAACAAAAAGAGACAAAAUUGAAGCUUUAGAAGAGAAUUCUAAAAAGGUGAACAAAUUAUUAACUGCUGCUAAUCAAAUACGGUUAAAAUUUACCAAUUUAAACGAAGAUAGUAAUGUAUUAAAAAGCAUUAUCCUAAACAUUUCAAUAGAAGUUUUAAAUGAAACAUAUGACAAAGCCUUAAAUAUAUAUGAGACUUUUAAAAAGGCUUUUAAUCGUUCUGAGACACCAAUAAAAAUGGUUAAGGUACUUUUUGAAUUUAUGAGAUUACGAAAAACACAAUUUGAUGAAAACAAAAUCGUUCAACUUGUCAGCCAAAUAAAUAAUUUGAAAUAUGAACUUUUGAAAUUAGAAGGUUCAUUCAAUUCUGUAAUAGUCAUGACAAAAAAAUAUCAAGACGACUUGCAUGCUAUAAUAAAGGAAGAUUCAGAUAGGGAAUUACCAUCUGAGUGUAAUAAGUCUAUAGAUUGUCAUGACAAUUUAAUAUAUGAAAAUUUAAUAGUGCGACAUACGAUGGACAAUCUUAUUACAGAAAUAGAAAAAAUAUAUCAAGAGAUAGUAAGUCUUGAUUCAUAAAAUCAAAGAUAAAUUAUGAAUUAUAAAUUAUAUAUACAGGAUGAGUUAGUUAACUGUCUCAUGGCCGGGACGUUCGUCUGAAUUAAAUUGCAUAAAAUCUAUUGAACCAAAUGGCAUAUAAUCUAUUUUAUAUUUACUUCUUUGGCAGUUCUACCAAAAAUGUAUAAAUCCUUACAA
Polistes canadensis is the source of this 2699-nucleotide messenger RNA. It is a transcript of the gene IKKbeta, whose product is annotated as inhibitor of nuclear factor kappa-B kinase subunit alpha-like. Gene Ontology annotation, molecular function: ATP binding; IkappaB kinase activity. NCBI's taxonomy places the organism in Eukaryota, Metazoa, Arthropoda, Insecta, Hymenoptera, Vespidae. Gene Ontology annotation, cellular component: IkappaB kinase complex; cytoplasm. Gene Ontology annotation, biological process: positive regulation of transcription by RNA polymerase II; tumor necrosis factor-mediated signaling pathway; peptidyl-serine phosphorylation. The record is from RefSeq and is a predicted model, not a curated record. The coding region runs from base 504 to 2522 and encodes 672 amino acids. The transcript has 12 exons.